AUGGGUAACUGCAUGCCAGGACAGGCAUUGAAUCAAGAAGACACUAAACUUGUGGUUGAUUGGGGAACUGGCGAAAGAGAAGUAUCUGUAUCAUUGAAUGACACAAUAAAAACAAUUAAAAAACGUCUCCAUUAUUUGACUGGUUAUCCCGCCGACGAACAUUUUCUUAUGUAUGAUGGCGGCUCACUUUGGCAAGAUAAUUGGGUUCUUGGAAGUUAUAAUCUUCCUAGCAAUGCCAAAAUUACUAUUCGGCGCAAUAAGACAUUCGGAAAACCUGUUAUUCGUCUUCGAUCUAUCAAUGGGCAAUCGAUUUCAAAUGUCAAUGUUCAAAUACAUCUCAAUAGUGCUUGGAAUUUUUCGAGUGUCUAUCCAGAACUAGCCCAUACUGAUGGAGUUUCAUUUGUCGAAUGGAAUAAUAUUCAAGUUCAUCCAAAUGGACAAUUAAUAAUCAAACAAAAAGAACAAGAGAUCAAUAUGACCCGUCGUUAUCCUUUGAUUGAUGAUGAACACGAGUAUCGUAUGCUCUUUUGGGAGGCAACGACCGAUCAUUUAUCAGCUUUCUCUCUCGACCAUGCUCUGUGUGUUCCACGUAGUGAUUUUGCACGUGUACUCAACUACCUUCUCAAGAAAAUGACCUUCUCAUCAGAAGAUUGUGAUGAUAUGAUCACGUAUGUUCUUCCACAUCUUGAUGAAACUGAUUCCGAACUGAGUAAGAAGAAUGUUAUUUUUCGUUUUUUGUUACCUGACGAAUAUACAAACAUGGCUCAAUUGCAUAUUCGACCGAUGC
This is a messenger RNA of Rotaria sp. Silwood1, 787 nucleotides long. NCBI's taxonomy places the organism in Eukaryota, Metazoa, Rotifera, Eurotatoria, Philodinida, Philodinidae. The record is from the annotation of a GenBank genome assembly.